This is a messenger RNA of Homalodisca vitripennis (glassy-winged sharpshooter), 2223 nucleotides long. RefSeq lists its product as uncharacterized. NCBI's taxonomy places the organism in Eukaryota, Metazoa, Arthropoda, Insecta, Hemiptera, Cicadellidae. The record is from RefSeq and is a predicted model, not a curated record. The transcript is spliced from 2 exons. Bases 383 to 2176 code for a protein of 597 amino acids.
AUAUCACUAAUAAAUUAAUAGUUGAAAAUAUUGGCUACAGGGGAAUAAGGAGUUACGUGCAGCGCUACUGGGAAAGAAGGAGUCAAAUGCAUGACUGAAAGUGUGUUCCUUUACAAUCAUCACACUGAAAGAAGUGAAGUUUCAAGCCAAUUAAUUAUAUUAUCUGUUUUUUACAAUUAUAAUAGUUACUACUAGAGCUAUCUGUUUCCAAAUUAACUGGAAUCAGGUAAUGACUCAGCUGAUGUAAAUAGUACUCUAUUUUGAUCCUAGUAGCUAUUGUUUUCAUUUCAGUCAGAUUGUUUUGUGUGGUGAAUGAGGUUAGUUGUGACUACUAAAAUUGGGAUUUUACUUUGUAGAUUGUUUUAAUUGAUACAAUCAAACAAUGAGUGAAAGUGAAAAUGUGGAGUGUCCUGAGAGUGAUAAAAAAACUAGAAAACGUAAAGUACAUGGAAGAAUGUGUGAUGUAACCAAGAAAAUGAGGGUGCAGGGACAUGAGGCUGGUGCAUCUUGUAAGUGUAGAUAUAAGUGUUUUGAGAAAGUAGGCCUAACAUUGGAAAUAAGAGAUAAGAUUUUACAACAAUUCAACCUAUUGGAGACCACUAACGAACAAAAUUCUUAUCUGUGUGGUCUGAUUUCUAUUGUACCGGUUCAAAAACGGCGGCCUAAAAUACCCUCUGACUCUUCAAAGGUAAGAGAUGUAUCUUGCAAAUAUAAAGUAAGAUCAGCCCAAAACGGAGUCGUUUUUGAAUGGGAAGUUUGCCGUAAGGCAUUUAUCUCAAUCCAUGGGAUUACCCAAAAGAAAGUUGAGUACUUAAUUAACAGUUUAAAGAUGACUGGGUGCUCACCUAAAGAUCAACGUGGUAAGCACUCCAACAGACCACACAAAAUUAAUAAUGAGUCUUUAAAUUUGAUUAAGCAACAUAUAACUUCUUUCAAUGGCAGAGGUGCCCAUUACUGUUUGCAUGAUACGUCUAAGAAGUACCUUCCUGACGAUUUAAACAUUUCAAUCAUGCACAAAAUGUAUCAGACUAAAUACCCUGACGAAAAAUGCUCAUAUGAGACCUAUAGAUCCAUUAUGCAACAAAACUUCAACAUAUCGUUUGGCUAUCCGCGAACGGAUACGUGUAGUUUUUGCGAUGCAACUAACGUAAAACUGAGUAGUCUACAGGUAAAAUUAAAAGAAGCUAAAUAUGAAGAUGACAAAUUAACAGUGACUAAUGAAAUAAAAACCCUUGAGACUCAGCUAAAACUUCAUAAAUUAAAAGCUGAAAAGUUCUAUGAUAUCAAAAGAAAGGCACGUUUGGCAUCACAGAAAACACCUUCAUUUGAGGGAAUUUGUAUAGACUAUGGUCGAAAUUUGUCUGUGCCUAAUGUGACAACAAACGACGCCUAUUACAAAAGGCAAUUGUCAGUAUAUUCAUUUAAUGUACACAUCCUAGGUAGUGGUAAAAGUAUUUUCUAUAUGUAUUCUGAGUGCGAAGGGAGUAAAGGAAGCGACAACAUAUGCCAAAUGUUGUUUCAUUUUGUCGAAAAACACUUGCCUGAAGAUGUAGAAAACCUCCACAUAUUCGGAGACUCCUGUGGGGGACAAAAUAAAAAUUUGACUGUGUACCGUUUCCUUCAUUAUUUGGUACAUGUUAAGAACAGAUUUAAAAAUGUUCAAUUUACUUACCCGAUAAGGGGACAUUCAUAUACUGAAUGCGACCGGAACAUGGGUCGAAUAAAAUCUAACUUUUGGGCUGACACCCCAUCAGAAUGGGCAAAUUACGUUCGCGAGGCUCGCCAAAACCCAUCACCGUUUGUGGUUGAAGAAAUUGACUACACUUUUUGGAUGGAAUGGAAAGAAUUUCUAGAACUUACUUACAAAAAGAAAAUCCCAGUGUUGAUAAGACCUAUGAGAGAAAUAAAAGUGACUUGCUCAUCUGAACGUCUGAUAUACUUCAGGAAUAAUUAUAGUGGCCACUGGGACAGUGUUGCCAUAACCUUACCUAAAAGAAAGAGAUUUGUUGUUGACAAGACUACUCUUCCAGACGUUUCUUUGAAAGAUAGAUUAUCAAUAUCUAAUGAAAAAUAUCAAGAUGUGAUGGAAUUGACUAAGUUUUGUAAAAACCUGACUGCCAGGGAAUACUUUGAAAAUCUGCCUCACUGCACAAAGGAAAAGAAGAAAGCAAAAUAAUGUAUUAGAACUCGUAACAAUAAAAUAAAUGCUGUUUUUAAUUUUCA